AGCAGAGAGGUGUCAUGGUCCAAUUUGUGUUUUUCAAAGCUCACUCUAGUCCCUGUGGGGACAAGGGGUGGUUAGACUAAGGAGAGGCAGCAGGGAGGCUGGCGAGGAGGUGGCUGUGAUCCAAGCGGGAAGGACCGAGCCACAGUGGCAUUGCUGGGCCCGCUCCCUCUGCCUCUGACCCCAGCCCCUCGCUGGGCACACGCAGCCCCGGUGUGCAGGAGGCCUGCGCGAGCGCGGUCCCCUCUUCCGCUCCAGACACAGCGCCCUGGGCAUACCUGACAGGGAGAGGACCUGGACAGUGACAAAGCCGGUGCUCAGCCUCCUCCCUCCCACCGUCUGUCCCUAGAACAGAACCUCAUUAUAGUCACACGAGCCCAGAGCAUCAGCACAGCACUGCAGUUUGCCUGCAGUAUUUAUUCUUGUCGUGUAAAAACUAGUUUCCAUCGGAGGGGCUGGAGAGCUGCGUGUGUGCCGCAGGGUGGCCGUGCCGAGUCAGGGAGGGAUGAGCAAAUCUGUGACCCGCCGCGGGGAGCGGGGAGUAGGGAUGUCCAAAAUGGACAUCUUGCCGGGUGGCUGAUGCUGGAAGGCGGGCCUGGGUGAACUUCAGAUGUGCCAGUGGAAAUAAGAUCUGACCACACCUCGUAGGACUGUGUCAUGAUGUGUCGUUAGCACAUGAGGAAACUGAGGCACAGAGAGCUGAGGAUAAGGACCAACUCAGGCAAGAUCUGAGCGAUAUGGAGCAUUUGUGCAUGCGUUGAUUUAUACACGUACCUUUUUUUUAAUUCAACAAAUGUAAACUGAGUGCCUCCUAUGGACCGGUCACUGUGCUUAGGCUGGUGAUACAGGACGAACAAGACAGAUAAUGAACAAAGUCAAGUUUUGGAUAAGUGACCAGAAGGUAGCUUCCUAGCGGCCAAAGCACUGAGGGAAACCUGAGCAAUUACAAGCUCCGUCAUAGCCGCAAGAUGCCGAUAUGUCAAUUGCUCAGGAGAAGCCCAGGUUUUCCUGGCAAAAUGAUUGGGAUGCCUGUGUCCACUGUGAUUUGUUGCUGAUCUGACAGGGGCAGCUUGGACCUGUGUGUAUCUCACAGGUAAAGAUGGACCAAAGCAGAGAAUGACUUUAAAGACAAACUAAACACACCUACCGGAGACUCCUUUUUCACGCAUUUCCUGCAUUCUUUCUCCAAGCUUUUGCCCAUGUCAUCCUCCCCACUGCCACCCUGCCCCACACACACUCCUUUUCUUCCAUCUUUAACCACACCUUGAGGGUCAGGUGGUGACGCCUCCCCAGGGUGGAGUGGCGCAGCAGAUGUCUGUCCCCUCUCUGACCGCCAAUGCUGUCCCCUCAGACUGCGAGGAGCUGCUGCCGCCGUUUCCGACCCCCAUGGCCUACAUGCCGGGUGGAGGUGCCCCAGCACCGGGGGUGGCCCCCGUGGGCUCCCAGUACUGCGUGUGCAAGGUGGAGUUGUCAGUGAGCGGCCAGAACCUGCUGGACCGGGACGUCACCUCUAAGUCCGACCCCUUCUGUGUCCUCUUCACAGAGAAUAAUGGCAGGUGGAGCGAGUAUGACAGGACAGAAACUGCAGUCAACAACCUCAACCCCGCUUUCUCCAAGAAGUUCGUCCUUGACUACCAUUUUGAGGAGGUGCAGAAGCUCAAGUUUGCCCUGUUUGACCAGGACAAGUCCAGCACGCAGCUUGAGGAGCAUGAUUUCCUGGGCCAGUUCUCCUGCAGCCUGGGCACGAUCGUCUCCAGCAAGAAGAUCACUCAGCCUCUGCUGCUGAUGAAUGACAAACCUGCGGGGAAGGGCUUGAUUACGAUUGCUGCCCAGGAGCUUUCAGACAAUCGGGUCAUCACGCUGAGCCUGGUGGGCAGGAAGCUGGACAAGAAGGACCUCUUUGGGAAGUCAGACCCAUUUCUCGAGUUUUAUAAACCAGGAGGUGAUGGCAAGUGGAUGCUGGUCCACAGGACUGAGGUGAUCAAGUACACUCUGGACCCCGUGUGGAAGCCAUUCACUGUGCCAUUGGUGUCCCUGUGUGAUGGGGACGUGGAGAAGCCCAUUCAGGUUAUGUGCUAUGACUAUGACAACGACGGGGGCCAUGACUUCAUCGGUGAGUUCCAGACCUCGGUGUCACAGAUGUGUGAGGCUCGUGACGGCAUCCCGCGGGAGUUUGAGUGUAUCAACCCCAAGAAGCAGAAGAAGAAGAAGAACUAUAAAAACUCGGGCAUCAUUAUCCUGCGUUCCUGCAAGAUAAACCGGGACUACUCCUUCCUGGACUACAUCCUGGGAGGCUGCCAGCUCAUGUUCACUGUUGGGAUAGACUUCACAGCCUCCAAUGGAAAUCCCCUCGACCCUUCCUCUUUGCACUAUAUCAACCCCAUGGGCACCAAUGAAUAUUUGUCAGCCAUCUGGGCUGUUGGGCAGAUCAUUCAGGACUAUGACAGUGAUAAGAUGUUUCCAGCUCUUGGCUUUGGGGCGCAGUUACCCCCAGACUGGAAGGUCUCCCAUGAGUUUGCCAUCAACUUUAACCCCACCAACCCCUUCUGCUCAGGCGUGGACGGCAUCGCCCAGGCAUAUUCGGCUUGCCUGCCCCACAUCCGCUUCUACGGUCCCACCAAUUUCUCUCCUAUCGUCAACCACGUGGCCCGGUUUGCGGCCCAAGCCACGCAGCAGCAGACAGCCAUGCAAUACUUCAUCCUCCUUAUCAUCACGGACGGUGUCAUCAGCGACAUGGAGGAGACGCGGCACGCCGUGGUGCAGGCCUCCAAGCUGCCCAUGUCCAUCAUCAUCGUGGGCGUGGGUAACGCCGACUUCGCUGCCAUGGAGUUCCUGGACGGGGACAACCGCACGCUGCGCUCCCACACAGGGGAGGAGGCAGCUCGCGAUAUCGUGCAGUUCGUGCCCUUUCGAGAAUUCCGCAACGCGGCAAAAGAGACCUUGGCGAAAGCUGUGCUGGCAGAGCUGCCCCAACAAGUUGUUCAGUAUUUCAAGCAUAAAAACCUGCCCCCCACCAACUCGGAGCCUGCCUGAGUGCCAGCCCCCACCCAGCAGCAGCAUGCCGGCUGGGCCUCCCACCCUCCCCAGGAACAUGCACGCUCACCCUACUUCCUUGUGGGUGGCCUUUUUUUUUUUUCUUUUAAACUGAUCCACAUUUUUAUUUUCUACAACUGGACCUCCACACCCCCAACUUCCUGCAGCCCAGCUGGGCUUCCUUUAUUGGAGUCGAUUGAUGAUACUUCCAGGCCAAACCGGCUUCCUCUCCUCCUCUCCCCACCCUUGCCACUCUUAAGUAUUGAAUGUACUUUGUAUAAUUUUAGUGGAAUUGUUAUUAAAGAGAAUAAAAUUUUUACAAUCAUAA
Messenger RNA from Lagenorhynchus albirostris (white-beaked dolphin), 3358 nucleotides. It is a transcript of the gene CPNE2, whose product is annotated as copine 2. Lineage: Eukaryota; Metazoa; Chordata; Mammalia; Artiodactyla; Delphinidae. The coding region runs from base 1309 to 3030 and encodes 573 amino acids. Gene Ontology annotation, cellular component: plasma membrane. Gene Ontology annotation, molecular function: calcium-dependent phospholipid binding. The record is from RefSeq and is a predicted model, not a curated record. The transcript is spliced from 15 exons. Gene Ontology annotation, biological process: cellular response to calcium ion.